This is a messenger RNA of Raphanus sativus (radish), 1051 nucleotides long. Its product is annotated as probable caffeoyl-CoA O-methyltransferase At4g26220. The transcript has 6 exons. The coding region runs from base 245 to 952 and encodes 235 amino acids. The record is from RefSeq and is a predicted model, not a curated record. Gene Ontology annotation, molecular function: O-methyltransferase activity; S-adenosylmethionine-dependent methyltransferase activity. Lineage: Eukaryota; Viridiplantae; Streptophyta; Magnoliopsida; Brassicales; Brassicaceae.
UCUCGUUCCUGAUAAUGCAACUGCUGCGUCAACACUUACCAACCUUACCUUAGAAUAGAAAAAUCCCAGUGCAUCUAGUCAUCCUCUAAUGGUCCUCUUACCAUUUUCAUGCUCACACACAAUAGAGAUAACAGAAACGAGCUUUGACAGAGACGAGUAAAAAAACCAUUUGGCACGCCUUUCCUCGUAGAUUCGUCUUUAUAAAAGUACUUGAGUGUGUUUGGAAAAAAAAACUGCAAUUUCAAUGGCUAAGGCAUCAGAUUUUUCCAAGGGAUUGCUCCAAAGUGAAGAGCUCUACAAAUAUAUACUGGAGACGAGUGUGUACCCACGCGAGCCAGAGGCUCUCAAGGAGCUUAGGAGAGUUACUCAUAACCACCCUAUGGCUACGAUGGCUACUGCACCGGACGCUGGCCAGUUAAUGGAGAUGCUGCUGAAUCUCGUGAAUGCAAGGAAGACUAUCGAAGUUGGGGUUUUCACUGGAUACUCUCUUCUCCUCACUGCUCUUGCAUUACCAGAAGAUGGCAAGGUUAUAGCCAUUGAUGUGAACAGAAGCACAUAUGAACUAGGGUUGCCUGUGAUCAAGAAGGCUGGUGUCGAACACAAGAUUGAUUUCAGAGAGUCUGAAGCUCUUCCUGUCCUCGACGAGCUUUUAAACCAUAAAGAGAACGAGGGUGGAUUUGAUUUCGCAUUUGUGGAUGCGGACAAGGUGAGUUACUUGAAGUACCAUGAGAGGCUUGUGAGACUGAUCAAGGUAGGUGGGAUCAUAGUGUAUGACAACACCCUGUGGGGAGGAUCAGUUGCUGAACCUUACGACUCGUCCAUGCCCGAGGGGAAGAGAGAAGCAAAGAAAACAAUCCUCGAGCUGAACAAGAAACUCUCGGCUGAUCAGCGUGUGCAGAUCUCGCAAGCUGCUCUUGGUGAUGGUAUCACUAUUUGCAGGAGACUAUAUUAGUUAAGCUUAAUGAUGUUGUCGUGCUCUUUGUUGGUUAUGUGACUGAUGAGUAGACUGUUGUAUUCAAUAAAAAAAAGAAGAAGAAAAAAAGUUCAAUAA